AUGACUGAAUCAGCAGAUUUUACAGCACUACAGAAACAAUUGGAGGAAUUGACUGCUUUGGUCAAGCAGACUCAGGAUGAAACCAAGACCCCUAAAUGGUGGGAGAAUCAAGAGGAGCGUAUCACUGCCUUGGAGUCUAGAAUGGCUACAAAUCAAGGGUACGUGGAAGAGCUUUUGAAGAUUUUGACUGGCCGAAAAGGGGAUCAAAAUCAGCCUGAUGAGGAACAGGUACAGACCCCUAAUUUAUCUAACACGAGUGGGAAACAUGCUGUACAGGUUACAGUGGUUAAUGACAAAAAUAGGUUUACUUAUAAACCUGAUGAGCCUGGAAUUCUAAAAUCUAAGCCAAAUGAGUUGCCUACUCACAUAACCAGCUACAAAAAUGAUAUUCAAGUGGGGGAGAACAGUGCUGUUAAGAACAAUACAGUGGGUUUAGAUAUGGAUAGAAGAGGCACAGGGGGUAUUGUUGAGGAACAAAGAGUAGAAAUAGCUACAAUGUACUUAACAGGUAAAGCAGAAAUUUGGUUUGAUGGCUACAUCAUGCAAAAACAUCAUGUUACAUGGCAUGAGUUUGAGGCAGACCUAUGUCAUAGGUUCUGUGAUAAGGCGUUUGCUGAUAUAGUGGAAGAGUUUACUAAGCUGGUACAGAAAGGUUCUGUGGAGGAGUAUCAGGACAUAUUUGAAGAACUGCAGCCUCAUAUGCUCUUACAGAAUCCUACACUAGGUGAGGAAUUCUUUGUCUCUCUAUUUCUUAGUGGAUUAAGAGAUGAUAUUAAACAUAGAGUCAAGGCACUAGACCAUAAGACACUAUCUGAAGCAUACAGGCAAGCUAAACUGUAUGAAUUGUCUGUUGAAUUUGAAAGUAAGAGAAUGAGGCCAACUUUUAGAAACCCAUCCUACCCAAAUUCCCUACCUAUUUCUAAACCAACUCAGUUACCAAUUCCACAAAAGAGUUCACCCACCUUGCCACCAAAACAGAAUUUAAUAGAGUACAGAAGACAAAAUAAUAUGUGCUUUAAGUGUGGUGAGAAAUUUGUUCCAGGCCAUCAAUGUAAAGCAAAACAAUUGAACAUGAUGAUUGAAGAAGAUAUUAUUCUGCCUUCAGAUACUCUACCUACUGAUUCAGAACAGCAAGUUAUACAGGAGGAAGAGAGCCUAGAAAUAUCUAUGAAUGCUAUCACUGGGUGUAUUGGUCAUAACACCUUAAGAAUUCAGGGCAGUAUCCUAGGCAAACUAAUGAAUAUUCUAAUUGAAAGUGGUAGUACCCACAGUUUUUUAACACCACAGUGGGCUAAGGCUGGUAUACAGGUAAAUACACCUUACCCUUUGGCUAUUACAGUGGCAAAUGGUCAACAACUAUAUAGUACAGCAAGGUGUAAUAAAGUUGGAUGGCAAAUGCAAGGACACUCUUUUGUUCAUGAUUUCAGACUUUUACAGAUGGGAGGGAGUGAUAUGGUAUUGGGAGUAGAUUGGAUGAAAUUAUUUAGUCCAAUUUUGAUGGAUUUCAACAAAAUGACUCUCAGUUUUGUUCAUCAAGAUGGACAAAUUGUUAUACAUGGUCAACAACCAUCUUCAUGUUUGCAGCAAAUUUCAGGAGCUUCUUUAUUGAAAAUGACAGCUUCAGAUUCUGUUAUUUUGGGACAUAUGGUAUUAUUAUCUAUGACAGAAGCUUCUAAACCUAUUCCUGCAGCUAUUCAAUCUCUCCUAGAAAGCUACAAGGCUAUUUUUGAGGAGCCAAGAGGUCUUCCACCAGUAAGAAACCAGGACCAUGGUAUUCCCCUUAAACCUGAUUCAAUUCCUGUCAAUCUCAGGCCCUACAGAUUUCCCCACAACCAGAAGGCUGAGGUGGAAAGACAAAUUGCUACUAUGUUAUCUUCUUCUAUUAUUCAGCCUAGUAGGAGUCCAUUUGCUUCUCCAUGCCUCCUAAUUAAGAAGAAAGAUGGCUCUUGGAGGUUCUGUGUGGAUUACAGGCAACUAAACAACAUGACUAUUAAGGAUAAAUUUCCUAUUCCUGUUGUGGAGGACUUAUUAGAUGAAUUAUAUGGUGCUGUGUACUUUUCAAAGAUUGACCUCAGAUCAGGUUAUUGGCAAAUCAGAAUUAAGGAUGCAGAUAUUCACAAAACUGCAUUCAGAACUCAUCAAGGCCACUAUGAAUUUAAGACCCAAGUGGAAUACUUGGGACAUAUUAUUUCAGCAGCAGGUGUUGCUAUUGAUCCCAGUAAAGUGGAAGCAAUGAAGAAUUGGCCUCUCCCUAAAUCUUUGAAGUCUUUGAGGGGAUUUUUGGGAUUAACAGGCUAUUAUAGAAGAUUUAUUAAAGAUUAUGGUGCUAUAAGCAGGCCACUAACACAAAUGCUUAAAGCAGACAAUUUUAAGUGGACUACUGCAGCUUUGACUGCUUUUGAAGAUCUUAAAAGAGCCAUGUCCACUGCUCCUGUUUUGGCUCUUCCAAAUUUUACUCAGAAUUUUUAUUUGGAGACAGAUGCAAGUUCAGGAGGUAUAGGUGUUGUUUUAUCUCAAAAUGGUAGACCUAUAGCAUUUUUGAGUAAGGCCCUUAGUCCAAGAAAUGCUACUCUUUCUAUUUAUGAAAGAGAAUAUUUGGCUAUCCUAUUAGUAAUAUCUAAAUGGAGACAUUACUUAGAGGGUAAUCCUUUUGUCAUUAAGACUGACCAUGAACCUCUAAAAAAAGGGAAAUCAAAUGUGGUGGCAGAUGCAUUAUCUAGACAGUGGGAGGAUCAGGGACAGUGUUUGGUUAUGGGCACAACUAUAAUUAUUCCGAGUUGGGUGCAGGAGGUGGAGGCUAGUUAUAAGGGAGAUUUAUUGGCUACUGAUUGGAUCACCAAAUUGGCUGUUCAUGCUACUGCUGAUAAUAAAUGGAGAUAUUCAAAAGGAAUCCUUAGAUAUAAGGAUAGAGUUUAUAUUGGGGAGGUUGGAUCUCUUAGACUACAUAUUCUUCAGACAUUACAUGACUCACCUCAUGGGGGUCAUUCUGGAAGUCAAGCAACUUAUCAGAGAAUUAAAUCUUACUUCUAUUGGCCUAGACUUAAAACUAUGGUGGUCAAUUAUGUUAAACUUUGUGCCGUCUGCCAACAAACUAAGGUGGAACAUAUUGCUAAACCAUGA
Hibiscus syriacus is the source of this 3120-nucleotide messenger RNA. RefSeq lists its product as uncharacterized. NCBI's taxonomy places the organism in Eukaryota, Viridiplantae, Streptophyta, Magnoliopsida, Malvales, Malvaceae. Bases 1 to 3120 code for a protein of 1039 amino acids. The record is from RefSeq and is a predicted model, not a curated record. The transcript is spliced from 3 exons.